AUGAAGAGGCCGUGGAGCCACCCGUCGGUCGUGCUCCCGCUGCUGAUCGCCGGCUUCCUGCUCCUCACGUUCCGGUGCUCCCUGCACCACGCGGCGCAGCAGGCUUCCAGUUCCAGCCGCCGCGCCGCCGCCGCCGACCACGAUGCGGGAAGAAGCUACGUCGUCGACGCCAAGCUCGCGGAGCUCGCGGCCGUGGACCCGGCCGCGUCGGCGGUGCUUCGGGCCGCUGAGACGCUGCUGCUGAAGGGGAACCGGAGCCUGACGAGGGCUCCCCCGGAGCGCCGGGACGCCGCGGUGCGCGGCCUCCGCGACUGGCUCGGCAGGCAGCGGUUCGAGCCGCAGGUGAUGGCCAAGCUCGUGGACCUCAUCAAGCGCCCCAUCGACCGGUACUACGCCGCCGGGGCGACGGACGGCGACGACGACGUGCCAGUACGGCCGUACGCGUCGUGCGCCGUGGUCGGCAACAGCGGCAUCCUGCUGGCGCGGGAGCGCGGCGCGCUCAUCGACAGCCACGACCUGGUGAUCCGGCUCAACAACGCGCCCGCGGGCGGCAGGCUCGCGCGCCACGUGGGCGCCAGGACCGGCCUGGCGUUCCUCAACAGCAACGUGCUGAGCGGGUGCGCGGGCGCGCGGCGCCUGGCCGGCGCCGCUGGCUGCCGGCGCUGCCGCGCCGCCUACGGCGACCGCGUGCCCAUCCUGACCUACAUGUGCAACGCCGCGCACUUCGUGGAGCACGCGGUGUGCAGCGCCGACGCCGAAGACGGCGCGGCGCCGGCGCCGGUGAUCGUGACGGACCCGCGGCUGGACGCGCUGUGCGCGCGGAUCGUCAAGUACUACUCGCUGCGCCGGUUCGUGCGCGAGACGGGGCGGCCCGCCGAGGAGUGGGGCACGCGGCACGAGGAGGGCAUGUUCCACUACUCGUCGGGGAUGCAGGCCGUGGUGGCCGCGGCGGGCGUGUGCGGCCGGGUCUCCGUGUUCGGGUUCGGCAAGGAGCCCGGCGCGCGGCACCACUACCACACGCUGCAGCGCGGGGAGCUGGACCUGCACGACUACGAGGCCGAGUACGAGUUCUACCGGGACCUCGAGGAGCGGCCGGAGGCGAUACCCUUCCUGCGGGACUCCGGCUUCAGGCUGCCGCCGGUCGUCGUCUACCGCUGA
This is a messenger RNA of Miscanthus lutarioriparius, 1158 nucleotides long. Lineage: Eukaryota; Viridiplantae; Streptophyta; Magnoliopsida; Poales; Poaceae. The record is from the annotation of a GenBank genome assembly.